Peniophora sp. CBMAI 1063 is the source of this 2907-nucleotide messenger RNA. The record is from the annotation of a GenBank genome assembly. NCBI's taxonomy places the organism in Eukaryota, Fungi, Basidiomycota, Agaricomycetes, Russulales, Peniophoraceae.
AUGGCACCACGUACCGCGACCAACGCGCCCGCGCCCUCGGCGAACCACACGCCUACGGGCCCCUCCGCAUCCGGCCUCCCGGCCCGGAAAGCUCUACCCAAGUUCAAGAAGAAGACGGCUGAAGAGAAGGAGAAGGAGAGGAAGGAGAAAGAGGAGGAGGAGAAGAAGGAGAAGGAGAAGGAGAGGGAGGAGAAGGAGAGGGAGAGGGAGAGUAGGAAGGAGAUGGAUCUGGAGCCCGGCGAGGUUGCCGCCUCACCCGCAACAUUGCCCUUGCGUCCGAUGCAUGGGCCGCGUUCGCGCCCGUCACAGGCGCCACCUUCGCGCCCCACGCGCCCUUUGCCCCGCCGCGCGAAUCAACCAACACAAUCGCUCCCGCCCCACGCAUCGCUGCCGAGCAAACCACAAGCGGCGCAGAUGCGCAAGCCCCAGCCCGCCAAAGCGCGCAACCACAAAACGGGCAGUUCCAAGCCCGCGAGGAAGCCCACGCCGAAGGACUUGGAGGCGCUGAAGAAGACCCUACCGUCGGUUGCGCGCACGCAGGACCUCGCGCACUCAAGAGCGUCAACUGCAGCGUCUACCGCUGCAGCGGCCCCAAAGUUGCCUGUCAAGCGCCAGGCGCCUGCCGGAUAUACGGCAGCUGCGCGAUGGCAGGCUGGCGCCUUGUUCGCCUACAAUACCUCGGAGUUGCCGCCGGAUCCAGACACCGCCCCGCCUUCCGGUUCCGUGUAUACGGACGCCCUUCUGGGCCCUUACGAGCACAUGCGCCAGCCUCAGCUCUUCAACGCUCGCGCUUCGUACAUGGCGUUCAUACGCCAACCAAACGCCGAAAACUUCGACUCGCUGGACCAUCAUCGCUGGGAUACAUCAAUGGAGGGGGAGGACUUCAUCGAAGUCCCGGCGGCUGAACGCGUGCAGAACUUGCGGGACAAUUUCGCGGCCACCGUCCGGCUCCUCCAGGAGGUCUUCUCUUCGGACGUGCUGCUUAAGGACGACUUCGCAUGGGAGACGCUCGGCAUCAUGAUGCUACCUGAGGUUGCUGUGGGGACUAUGUGGAAGGCCCAGGUCAUGUUGAGGUACGAACAGGAGUUCCAGUUCCUGCAGCAUCCGCAGGACCGCGACCUUGCCUGGCGCCAGUUUCAGCGCAGUGCGCUCAUCGUUGAAGCCUUCUUAUUCGAGUGCACCAUACUCUUGCGCGACGUCGAUCACCCAACCAUCAAACGUCUCCUCGAGUACAUCAACCAGUACAAGGAGGACUUCGGCGAUGGGCCGAAGCGCGGCGCGAUUCUUACCGGGGACGACAUCUCGUCGUACCACUCGUUCCUCGUCGGCGCCGGGGUGCCUACGUUCGUCCUCAUCCCGUUCGAGGAGCUCGUAGCCCCCGACAACUUGAAGUACUCGCCGACGAGUAAAUGGCGCUGCUCUACAGAGAUCGACGCAAAGCUCAGCUCGAUCAAGCAGAAGGAUCUCCCGCGCUCUUGGUAUCCGGCAAAGGGUGUCGCGUGGGAGAUGUGGGAGAUCUUAGCCAUCUCGGGUGUAUCCUCGCCGCGCGAUGAUGCGGAAGGUGUGGAGAAGGAUGAUGAGGACGAAGACGACGACGAGGACGAGUUCAAGCCGUCCGAUCGGGCUCAGGCGCUCAAGCGAAAGCGUAUCGCCGACGAGGAAUCACGGAAGCGCCUGCGUCUUGAAAAGGAGCAAGAGCAAGAGCUUCGCGAGGAGCUUUUCAGGAAGAAGAACCCCGUAAGGGCUCGCGCCACAACCGCCGAGCGCUACGCUUGGAUCGCCGAAGCCGUCCCCGCUCUUCGUAGCUACUACGACCGACUUACGAUAGUUCGCCCGAAAUACCUGGCGCAUCGAAUCGUCCCCUACGCCCAAGCCGAGAGCGAGAUGCUCGACCACGGCGUCAUGUUGGACUCGGGAACAAAGUCUCAGGCGUCCUACCUUCCGCCCGUCCACAUCAUCAUCGGCGCGAACGAGAAGCGCCAGCUACGCUACCUCGUCAACUUCGUCCACCUGCUGCCGUCCUUCCUCAAGAUCAUCGAGCUCAAGCAGAAGCAUCCCGAUAGUAAUCUCGGUCGCUUUGGGCCGAGAUACUGGAGAAACAUACUCAACAUCAUAUGGGAUGAAACGGACCUGUGGGCUGAGGCGGCCGACGACGAGUACAGCGGCAAGGACUUGUUCCGCGAUCAGUACGAGCAUCUUCGGCGGAAUCCCUCCGAGCGCCCUGCCUGGGGGAAAUUACCUUGCGGGCACGACGUCACAGAAGAGCUCUUGGAGAAGGAUACGCUGCUGAGGACAGGCCUCCUCUUCGAGCUGAACAUGUGGCACCUCCUUCUUUGGCUCCCUGAACUCGUACCUCGCGAUACGCUCACGGCCACGGGCAUCAACAGGCUGAAGGACGAGCACGGCAUUCACUACACGCCCGACUACACCGCCCCCGACCCGAACAAUUCGAACAAGGUCUUGGGCGCCAUCAAACGCGUUGUGCUUGGCGGCCAACCGAUCCGCUCGGACUUCUGGCUGGAACCAUGGUCCGCUGAGGCCGACAGGUUGGACGCUCGCGGUCGAUGGCUUCAGGACAUGGCGAAGUUCUUGUCCGGCGUUCGCGGCGCAGAAGGUCUUGACAGGAAGAAGAGUGGCUCUCGGGAUUGGCCGUACACGAGCGCGGUGCUCGGCAAGAUCAAGACGAAAGGCAUGACUGAGGGAAAGAUGGAUAUCCUCGAGAACCAUCUAUACCUCCGCUAUGCGCUCGCGUCGGUCGCGCGAGGGCACAUGCCCGUCGAAUUCCAGAUCCAGCCGUGCGGCGAUAUCUUGAGCUGCCAGGCGUGUCGGUUGCAAUAUGUGAGGGAACAUGGGGAUAUGAUGCAGCAGCUGGAUGAGCUGCCGGACGAGGGACCGGAAUACUGGUAG